This is a messenger RNA of Recurvomyces mirabilis, 279 nucleotides long. RefSeq lists its product as uncharacterized. The record is from RefSeq and is a predicted model, not a curated record. The coding region runs from base 1 to 279 and encodes 92 amino acids. NCBI's taxonomy places the organism in Eukaryota, Fungi, Ascomycota, Dothideomycetes, Mycosphaerellales, Teratosphaeriaceae. The transcript is spliced from 2 exons.
AUGUUAAACGCCACCCAGACCUCCACUUCCUCGUCCCCAAUCGGCUACGGCCCAUACUCUGCCCCAGUCCCGGCUGUCAGCUCCCCAAGCAGCAGCGUGGCCGGUGCAAUCGGAGCAACUGGCUCUGGCUACAUGCCAGCUCCCACCGGCAAUGGCACCAUCACCUCUCCUAGCACUGCACCAGUCCCAUACACUGGCUCGGCUACCACCGAGAUUGUCGACCACGAGCUCAUGCUGUGCUUCAUUAUCAGCAUGAUGGCCGCCAUCAUGAUGCUGUGA